Messenger RNA from Chrysoperla carnea, 647 nucleotides. RefSeq names its product transcription initiation factor TFIID subunit 13 (gene Taf13). Lineage: Eukaryota; Metazoa; Arthropoda; Insecta; Neuroptera; Chrysopidae. Gene Ontology annotation, molecular function: protein heterodimerization activity. The transcript is spliced from 3 exons. Gene Ontology annotation, biological process: transcription by RNA polymerase II. The record is from RefSeq and is a predicted model, not a curated record. Gene Ontology annotation, cellular component: transcription factor TFIID complex. The coding region runs from base 121 to 522 and encodes 133 amino acids.
UUGUUUUGACGUAUAAAAUAGACAAAUCAUUAUACGUAUAAAAUAGACAAACAAACUGAAGUUUCUAGAUAAAUUUUAAAUUAAAAUCUUUUGUCUUAUGAUCUAAAGAUUUGUGAUAAAAUGGCAACAAACGAUGAAGGAUUUGAACCAUUUGAAGAAGAUGAAGGAGCUGAAGCGACUUUAGGACCCUCUUUAGCAGCAUCAGGACGUAAACGUUUAUUUAGCAAAGAGUUACGAUGUAUGAUGUAUGGCUUUGGUGACGACCAAAAUCCGUACACGGAAAGUGUAGAUUUAAUAGAAGAUCUCGUUAUUGAAUUUAUCACAGACAUGACACAUAGGGCAAUGGAAAUUGGUCGAACAGGUCGUGUACAAGUAGAAGAUAUUGUAUUUUUAGUACGUAAAGAUCCAAGAAAGUAUGCCCGUGUAAAAGAUCUAUUAACAAUGAAUGAAGAAUUAAAACGAGCACGUAAAGCAUUUGAUGAAGUGAAAUAUGCAGGAAAAGAUGCUUUAACCACUAAAUAAAUAAUCUCAAGGGAUUAAUUUGUUCAUAUAAGUUCAAAACUGUACCAUAAAUUAUUUUAUAUACUUUGAAGUGAAUUGUGUGUAUCUAUUAGUUAAUUAAUUCAAUAAAGCCAUUUUUAUAAAAU